Molecule: messenger RNA, 2315 nt
Organism: Telopea speciosissima
Lineage: Eukaryota; Viridiplantae; Streptophyta; Magnoliopsida; Proteales; Proteaceae
Product: protein GAMETE EXPRESSED 3
Exons: 10
Coding region: 143-2221 (692 amino acids)
Biological process (GO): embryo development ending in seed dormancy; pollen tube guidance
Cellular component (GO): plasma membrane
Molecular function (GO): protein binding
Source: RefSeq, a predicted model, not a curated record
AAUUGCAAAAUCGACUUUCAACUCCUCCCGCCAAAACUUAAAGAACGGUUAAGUAACCGUUUUUUUUAACCUUCAAAAACAAAACUUAGAAAUCUCUCUUCAUGGAUCUUCGAUUGGAAAAUCAUUCAGUAGAGAUCUCACAAUGCCACGAACUUACCUUUUCGUAGUUCUGCUACUACAAGUGGCUCACUCAAUUUCAAAUUGGCCACAGUUUAGAAGAUCUCCAUGGGAGUCGCACUCUUUCACUGCUGAAGAACCUAUCGGAAAAACUUAUUAUAGACUCUCAAGACCACUUAUUGGAGAUGAUGGAAGGAUCUACACAUGUUCAGGACAAAACCUUAUGGCAUUUGAAAGCAACGGGUCUAUUGGUUGGACUAUCACUUUAAAUUACACUUGCAACACUGAGAUGGUGCCUGUUCAGGAUGACAGAGGGAGGAUAUAUUUGAUUGCAGAAAACAGAGUACUGAGAAUCAAGCCUUCAGAUACUGGAAAUUUUGCUGCAGAAAAUUUCUUUUCCUUGGAGUCGACUACAGAAGGAUCAAGUGAAAUUAUAGGUCUUGCAAUAAGCAUGAUUAGUUCAUCCAUUUUUAUCACUGUUAAAAACCGAGGGCUUUUUGCAUUUAAGUUGCAUGGAAAACUGCUCUGGAGUGCUGGACCUAUUCUUUAUCGAUCUGGCUACCGUCAAGGUUGUAAGAAAAAUAUCACAGAUUGUUAUUUUACUUCCGCACCCGUCAUUGAUCAAUGUGAAGCAAGUCUAUAUAUCACAAACACUGAAGGACAGCUCUAUUCCUUGUCUCUUCGGAGUCCUCACUUCAAAUGGAUCCAGGAUUUCAGUGAUUUCGACAAGCUCCUUACAAUUACCCCAGGAAACAAUGGCCGUGUGUAUGUCACAAUCCCAGUGAGGGCUGUUGUGUUGGCACUUGAUGUUUCGACUGGAAAUAUCCUGUGGCAAAAGAGUAUUGGUCCAUUAAGUAAUGUAGAAUGCUCACCAGUUGUUGAUGCCAAUGGUUGGAUUUCUAUUGGUUCUGUGGAUGGUUUCUUGUACUCAUUUUCACCAACCGGGGAUCUCAAGAAAUUUCCUAGAUUAACCGCACUUGACUCAGUGGUUCAAGUUAGUCCGCUUCUUGAUUGUUCAGGAUUUGCAAUUUAUAUCUCCCAGACAAGGAUGGAGGGAAAGAUAAGUAGGACAACUGGUGAAUAUACCUAUGUCUCCGCCAUGAAACCUAUCAAUGUAGUCUUUACUCUGUUGGUUCCAGCUACCGGAGCCAUCUAUUGGACUGAAAAGAAUCUUGAUAAACUCUCAUCUUUAGUAUUGGAAAGUGAUCUACACCAUUUUGCACUGGAUGAGAGGCUGCUUCUGGCUUUUAUAACUUCAGCAAAGAUGGGCAAUCCACUGCCAUGUCGUACUAAGCGUCAGAUACUUUCUUUAAGCUGCUCCCAAGCAAGACCUAAGCAACACAAGAUCUACACAGGCAAUGAAAGGGAAAUUCUACUUUUCCUGCUAUUCCAAACUGCAGUCUUAAUAGUACUAGCUGGAUUUGUCCGGUUUUGUUGGAUAUUUUGGAGUAAAAAGAAGCUUCAAGACCAAAACCUUGGGAAAUUCCUUGAAAAGAGACGCUCUCUUCGAGUUAGAAAGAAAGCUUUUGAUCGGACAAUCACAGAGCUUGAACAGAAGACAGCAGAGGAAGCAGUGGGUAAUGAAGUAUUCGAAAAACUUGGAGAUUUGGUAAGAGAAAGGGAAGGCAUAGAAAGGAAGCUUGCAACUUCCUAUAGUUUGGGUACGGAUUCAGCUGGGACACAGCCACGAUCUCUCCUCCCACUGUACGAAGGGAGAAGCAAGAGCUACUCUUUUCAGGGAACUAAAAAAGAGAGUGUUACUAUCUUCCACAAUCUGAGUGAUACUUCUGCUACUGAGACAAGCAGCCACAGCAGCAGUAGUAGCAACAGUGAAAGCAGUGGGAGAGAGGCAAGCUGGCAUUACCAUGGAGAUCAGGGUUCAGCAUCAAACGCAAAGGCACCCUUAGAAAUUGAGUCAUGGGAGAGUCCAUCAGGGCGGGCAUCAGAUUCGCAAGGAUUCACAAAUCCACUAUUUGUUGAGCACACUUUGGGUGAGUUGAAGGAAGCAGAUAACCAUGAUGAGGCAGGGGUUAUUGAGCCCAUACACCGGGAAAGCAGUAGUCGUGUAUGGUUGAAGAGGAGGACCCUGUCUUCGACUAACUAGAGAACAGUAGCUAACACUUUAUCGAGAGAUUGAAAUACAAGAAGUCAAUGCCCUUUGGCUUAGCGAAAUUAACCAACUAAACGAACUUUUCUAU